Messenger RNA from Coccomyxa subellipsoidea C-169, 1574 nucleotides. RefSeq lists its product as hypothetical. The record is from RefSeq and is a predicted model, not a curated record. The coding region runs from base 69 to 920 and encodes 283 amino acids. The transcript has 6 exons. NCBI's taxonomy places the organism in Eukaryota, Viridiplantae, Chlorophyta, Trebouxiophyceae, Coccomyxaceae.
GAAGAAAUCCUUUCUAGAGUCAAAGCUUCGCCUGAUUCACUGUGCUUUGUGACUGUCAAUUUUACGCCAUGGGUGCUGCCGUGGAGAACAACAGCGACCUCAAGCGCCUGAACUUCAUCAAGGCCUACUCCAUCUUUGCUCUGGACAAAACCUACAGCAUCGCCUCCAACCUCUACACAACCGGCAAGGGCUAUGCGCCUUCCAGCCUAGAGCCCCGCAUCAAGGCUGUGGAAGAGAAGGUGACGGAGGUCGGCUCGCCCCUCGUCUCCAAGCUGCAGGAUCGGAGCGAAAAUGUGCUCCACACGCUGGACUCAAAGGUCGACAGCCUUUUCAUUCAGGCCGGCAAGCUGUAUGACAGCUCGGCGGCGGAGCUGCAGACACAGGUCAACCAUCAGAAGAAGUUCCACGAGAAAAACCUGGAGCACUACAAGCAGGCUCGCGAGGCUUACCUGAAGCGCAUCGAGGAGACGGUGGACUUCUUGAAGAAGGAGGGCAUCUCAGGCGCCGCGAAGCUCGCUGCGGACACCGUCGUCGCCCGUGUGGAAGACGCGAAGCAGCUGCCCGCCUACAUCGACAAGGAGGCCAAGGUGGUUGUGUCCCGUGUGACGGAGGCCUGGAACAAGCUUGCGAGCUACCCAGCAGUUCAGAAACUCCUGGCGACAGCACAGCCUUCCAUCGACUUUGCCUGGAAGAAGUACUCUCAGGCGCAUGACACCAUCAUGGGCUCGCCAUACUAUCACGCAUACUACAACAAGGCUGUUGACAACGGAUCCUUUGUCCUGUCAAAGGUGCAGGAGACAGAUAUCUACUCGCGCAUCUCGCCUUACACUGAUCCGGCGAUCGGCAAGAUCACAACCUCCCCCUACUACCAGGCAACAGUGAGCCACCUCAAGCCCAUCGCUGUCAAUGGCAAGGCAUGAUGGAGCAGCGGCGCAUGAACUGCUAAGCGCAGAGCUCACUUUGCGUGUUCCUCGUCAAUAUACAGUCUUAGGUGAAUGGCGUAUGAGCCCCGGAGUGUUAGGCGUGUUUGUGUCUUUUUGUGUACUAUGGAUCAGGAAGUACCAUUGUGUUUGUAUGUGAGCACGACAACCUUGUGCUUCCACAAGGACACUUGUCAGCCACAGCCAAUUUGACUUUUAGGGCCUCAGCUGGUAGGUUGCAUGCGUGUUACCUGGUAGAGUGUGUAGAGAUAAUCGCGGAUUGGUGACUCACUCGGAGUCUCUGGUGUGGGUUUAAAGCAUGUCUGUAUUGGUUUGCUCGCGUCAAAUUUGUCUCAACCUGCAACACAAUUUGUUUGUGGCAAGGAUGAGAGCUGAUUAUUUCUGUUGCCAGAGUGACAUCUUGUUUGUGCUUUGCCGCAGCGGCUGUCUUAGAUGAUGCCGUUUAGAUUUCAGCGCUUGCAGAGCAGGCUCAUUAUUGCAAUCUUGACUGGCAAUAUGCCACCUACCCAUGGUCUCAGGGAGGAUUUUUAAGUGGAUUAGAGUUUUUGAGAGGAUUUGCAGAAGAAUUUAACAGCACUGUGUGCUGGGCAUAAUGGUGUGGCUAUGUCAUUGUAAGUAUUCCCUUACAGAUAU